Molecule: messenger RNA, 646 nt
Organism: Bemisia tabaci
Lineage: Eukaryota; Metazoa; Arthropoda; Insecta; Hemiptera; Aleyrodidae
Gene: RpL24
Product: ribosomal protein L24
Biological process (GO): cytoplasmic translation
Cellular component (GO): cytosolic large ribosomal subunit
Molecular function (GO): mRNA binding; structural constituent of ribosome
Source: RefSeq, a predicted model, not a curated record
AUCGUGAAAUUUGCUAACCAGCAUCAUGAAGGUAGGAUUGUGCGUGUACAGUGGUUUCAAAAUCUACCCCGGCCAUGGGAGGACAAUGGUUAAAACAGACGGCAAGGUUGUCACCUUCGCCAGUUCUAGAUGUGAGCGAGCCUUUCACAUGAAGAGGAAUCCUCGUAAAAUCAAAUGGACAAUCCUCUACCGGCGCAAACACAAGAAGGGUUUGGAAGAGGAAUACACCAGGAAAAGGACCAGGAGAACGCACAAAUUCCAGCGUGCCAUUGUAGGUGCAUCCCUAACAGAAAUUUUAGCCAAAAGAAAUAUGAAACCUGAAGUUAGGCGUGCACAGCGUGAACAAGCAGUCAAGGCUGCCAAAGAACAGAAGAAGGCACAAGCUGCAAAGAAAGCUAAACCUGCAGCGGCUGCACCUCCCACCAAGGCCAAGCAACCUAAACAACAGAAGAUUGCUAAAGUUCAACAGAAGAGUGCACCUCGUGUGGCUGGAAAACGAUAAAAUCUCGUUAUUGUUAUUCUUUUGACAUUUUCUUAUAUUUCCCAAAUAUAAGCGAUGACCUAGUUGAUAUCUCAUUGGUCUUAUCCUGUCCGACUUUAAAUCCACUUGUAUUUUUUAUUAAAAUCUCAUUUUAAAAAUUCAUAA